AUGACCACGGUACAGGACCGCGUCCGCGGGACAGUGCAGUCGCUCUUCCUCAGCGACGUGGAGAUGGGCAAGAAGGACGACGACCACCUGCGGCCGCGGACGGGCAGCAGUAGUUCUGGCCAUGGGGCCUCAUCUGUCCUUCACUCGGUGCGUGUGCAUCCGCGCAAGCUCCUCAAGCGGCUGGCAAUCGGCGUGUUAGCCUUGCUUGCUGUCUACCUAUUUGUCAAGAACUUGCCCAGCGACUUGCCGGUUCGCGACCAUCGCCGGCCUGUUUACCAGGAUGCGACACAGCCGCGUGGACACGACCGACAGAAGUCUCCGCCUCCUCCACGUCCGCCGCCGCCGCCGCCGGAGCAUCCAAAGGCCCAAGCGCCACCCUUUAAUGACCGCCUCGGCAACCUCAAGGCGCCUGAGGUCCCGCCAUCCGCGCCCGUCGCCCCCGAUGCAGCCCCUCCCCAGCCGCGCGCCUCGGCCGUAAGCCCAGCAGUCGGCUACUACAACGGCCAGCUGCGCUUCCUUGAGCUCGCCGGCAGCCUCCGCUCGAUCAGUAGCACCCACGGCUCGUUCAGGGUCAACAAGAACGUCCUCUUCGCCGCCGGAAGUCUGAAUAGCAUCGCCACGCUGCUGCCGCUGGCCUGCCAGAUGGGCACCGAGCUGCGCAGCUAUGUACACUUUAUGGUGAUGAGCAAGAGCGAGAUCAGCCUUGCCGCUCUGCAGCAGAUUCACGGCAUAGACGCCUCGUGCAAUAUUUUCUUCCAUGAUGCACGGCCCGAGUACGCCUCCAUUUCGACGGACGAGCGCAUGGAAAACGGCGUCGACGUCGCCAUGUCCCACGUCCAGCUCUACAUGCACCCGCAGGCCAUUAUCAUUGACGGCACCAACGCCGAGGAGAACUUUUUCAAGGCCGGCAUGCGAACCCACGCCAAGUCCAGCCACACCACGCUCAUCGAGCUGCCCAAGCGCGCGCCGCAGCGGCUAGCCUGGCUCACCAAGCUCGACAGCGCGUCUCUGUCCAGCUGGAACAAGAUCAGCAUCGACAUCCUCAUCCACGCGUAUCCGGGCGCUUCGGGCAGCCUGAUCCGCCUGCUCAAGUCGCUGAGCGGCGCUGAUUUUGGUGGCGGCUCCGUUCCCCACGUCACCAUUGAGCUGCCGCAAAAGAUAGACCCGCCGACCGUGGAGUUCCUCGAGUCGUUCCGCUGGCCGCCUGCCGGGUUUGCCGACGCGUCGGACACGAAGCAGCUUUCGCUGCGCCACCGCAUCCCCAAACAUGGUGUCAGCGAGGAGGAGAGCUCCGUCCGCUUCCUCGAGUCGUUUUGGCCGACGCACCCACAAGACUCGCAUGUGCUCGUGCUGUCACCUCAGACGGAGCUCGCGCCCGACUUUUUUCACUACAUCAAGUAUGCCCUACUCGAGUACCGCUACUCGAAUCCGGCCCUGCUUCAAGAGUGGGACAAGCGUCUUUUUGGUAUCAGCCUCGACCUGCCGCGCACUGCCUUGGAUGGCUCGACUCCGUUUGUGCCGCCAGCACCAUUGAAAAAGGGAGAUGCGACAGAGGCGGCCGGUGCCUCGGCGGCCGGUGCCUCGGCCGAUACAUCCGCCGACUCCUCGUUCCUCUGGCAGGCCCCCAACAGCAACGCGGUUCUUUUCCUUGGCGAGCGCUGGGCCGAUCUGCAUCAGUUCGUCGCCCAGCUGCUCGAGGCCCAACGCAUGGCCGAGCCCGAGUCCAAGUCUCAUGCAGAACAGCCUGUCAAGCGCGUCAGCAAAACCUUCCCCGCCUGGCUCGAACAUGCCCUCCAGCUCUGCCAGGCCCGCGGCUUCUGGACCCUCUACCCCAGCUCCACCACCGCCAGCGCCCUCGCCACCGUCCACGACGAGCUCUACAAGCCGCCCGAGGAGUACGAAGAGGACGUCCUGGCCGACGCGGCCGCGGCCGGCAGCAACCCGCACUGGACCGGCUCGGACGAGGUGCGUCUGGGCAGCAAGACGCUGCUCGAGGCGCUGCCACACCGCGGUGGAACUGCUACAGGAGACACCACCGGCCUUGCACCCUUCUCGGACCUUCCGCUGUUGGCAUGGGACGGCAAGUCCGUCACGCUAGACGAACUCAACGACCAGUCCGUCGAGUACGCGACGCACUUCCGCCGCACUACGGGUGGCUGUAGCGAGGGUAUGCUGGCCGUGCUGCUACCGGAGACGCUGUUUUGUAACGACACGGACGGCUAG
This is a messenger RNA of Sporothrix brasiliensis 5110, 2223 nucleotides long. RefSeq lists its product as uncharacterized. The transcript has 2 exons. Bases 1 to 2223 code for a protein of 740 amino acids. Lineage: Eukaryota; Fungi; Ascomycota; Sordariomycetes; Ophiostomatales; Ophiostomataceae. The record is from RefSeq and is a predicted model, not a curated record.